Messenger RNA from Helianthus annuus (common sunflower), 1067 nucleotides. RefSeq lists its product as uncharacterized. NCBI's taxonomy places the organism in Eukaryota, Viridiplantae, Streptophyta, Magnoliopsida, Asterales, Asteraceae. Bases 79 to 534 code for a protein of 151 amino acids. The transcript has 4 exons. The record is from RefSeq and is a predicted model, not a curated record.
AAUGGUUAGAACUUCUUCAACAGGGUCAAAGGCCAUCUUGCAGGGAAACGAUAAUAUAUAAUUCAAAUUACUGAUAACAUGUUCUUAGUUAGAGUAUAUUUGAACAUGAAUAACCUUGUUAAUUUUGUUGUUGCAGCGUUAAGGCGUAGUAAAAAAAGAGUUCAAGCUGCAAUCCAAAGAGAAUUACCAUUAUUGGUAUCAAGAGAAUUGGUUUUUAAUCAAGAAAACAUAGGAAAUGCUGACUUGCAUAGAGCUAGAUGGGGUCCUCUUUUUUAUCAGAUGGAUAAUGCACUUUCAGAAGAAGAAAAGCAUUUGGAGAGAUCGUUGAACCAAGUGAAUGAAAUGCUAAUGCAUUGUAAUAAUGGUCUUCUACAAUUUCAUCCGGAACACAAUUUGCAAAAGCAAACCAUUGACUACAGAAAUUUGAAAGCAGAACUGAGCGUAUACAAAGAUUUAGCUGUACAAGCUGCAGCAGCAGCCAUCGACUCGACAUCUAGCUUUUUGCGAUCGAUGGAAAAUCUACCAUGUUUCUGAUGAUUGCUUGACGUCCGGUAGUGAUGUGUAACUUGAUUCCAGUUUGAAAUGAAGAGCUUAUGCUUUCUGUUCUUCAGAAUUACAAGCCUGAUAAAGUGCAAGUUUUUGAUCACGACACAUUCUCGGCUGACGACAUAAUGGGAGAAGCGGAAAUUGAUAUCCACCCGUUGAUAACAUCUACAAUGGCGUUUGGGGAUGCGGGGAUAUUAGAAGAUGUGUAGAUAGGAAAAUGGCUGAAUUCGGAGGAUAAUGCAUUUUUUAGAAGACAGCAUUGUGAACGUCAUUGAUGGGAAGGUGAUACAAGAGGUCACACUUGAACUCCAAAACGUUGAAUCUGGUGAAAUAGACCUGCGAAUUGAGUGGAUGCCACUUGAUCAGUAACAGGAAAUUCAUGUUUAAUAUUUUACUGUUAUUUCUUUUUUUGUUUAUUAAUUCAAUGCGUAAUAAAAUUCUUUGAUUGUAAUUAAUGAUAUGACCACCAUGUAUUGUAUUUAAACUUUUGAAUUUGUAUUCCUUCUCUUUUUUUGUGAGAA